CUUUUGAGAGAGCGUCUGGAGCAAUUUUCUCUGCGUGGAGCCUGUCCUGACUUACGAAGCAGGGUCCUGAACUUUGCCAAAACAGAAAGGAUGAAGCUCAGUUUGGGCAGGAUGCCCCUGGGGGUGAAAUCUGCCUUUGUCUUGGCAGUGGCUUUUCUUCUUCAAGGUAUGACAUGCAUGAGUAUUGGAAGAACUCCUGCAACUCCUGCAACUCCUGCUACUCCUGCUACUCGUGCAACUGCUGCAACAGGCGUGGCUAGUCGAUCGGUGGCUGGUGCCCUUGAGAAGGAGGAGACCCUGCUACUCCUUGCAACUCCUGCUACUCCUGCAACUCCUGCAACUCCUGCUACUCCUGCUACUCGUGCAACUGCUGCAACAGGCGUGGCUAGUCGAUCGGUGGCUGGUGCCCUUGAGAAGGAGGAGACCCUGCUACUCCUUGCAACUCCUGCUACUCCUGCUACUCCUGCAACUCCUGCUACUCCUGCUACUCGUGCAACUGCUGCAACAGGCGUGGCUAGUCGAUCAGUGGCUGGUGCCCUUGAGAAGGAGGAGACCCUGCUACUCCUUGCAACUCCUGCUACUCCUGCAACUCCUGCAACUCCUGCUACUCGUGCAACUGCUGCAACAGGCGUGGCUAGUCGAUCGGUGGCUGGUGCCCUUGAGAAGGAGGAGACCCUGCUACUCCUUGCAACUCCUGCUACUCCUGCAACUCCUGCAACUCCUGCUACUCCUGCUACUCGUGCAACUGCUGCAACAGGCGUGGCUAGUCGAUCGGUGGCUGGUGCCCUUGAGAAGGAGGAGACCCUGCUACUCCUUGCAACUCCUGCUACUCCUGCAACUCCUGCAACUCCUGCUACUCCUGCUACUCGUGCAACUGCUGCAACAGGCGUGGCUAGUCGAUCGGUGGCUGGUGCCCUUGAGAAGGAGGAGACCCUGCUACUCCUUGCAACUCCUGCUACUCCUGCUACUCCUGCAACUCCUGCUACUCCUGCUACUCGUGCAACUGCUGCAACAGGCGUGGCUAGUCGAUCAGUGGCUGGUGCCCUUGAGAAGGAGGAGACCCUGCUACUCCUUGCAACUCCUGCAACUCCUGCAACUCCUGCUACUCCUGCUACUCCUGCUACUCGUGCAACUGCUGCAACAGGCGUGGCUAGUCGAUCGGUGGCUGGUGCCCUUGAGAAGGAGGAGACCCUGCUACUCCUUGCAACUCCUGCAACUCCUGCAACUCCUGCAACUCCUGCUACUCCUGCAACUCCUGCUACUCCUGCAACUCCUGCAACUCCUGCUACUCCUGCAACUCCUGCAACUCCUGCAACUGCUGCAACAGGCGUGGCUAGUCGAUCGGUGGCUGGUGCCCUUGAGAAGGAGGAGACCCUGCUACUCCUUGCAACUCCUGCAACUCCUGCAACUCCUGCUACUCCUGCAACUCCUGCAACUCCUGCAACUGCUGCAACAGGCAUGGCUAGUCGAUCGGUGGCUGGUGCCCUUGAGAAGGAGGAGACCCUGGAUAAAAAUGAGCUUGAUGCCAAUGAGCCUAAAAUGGAUUAUGACGAGGCUGACCAUGAUGAAGACUCCCUGGAAUACGAUGGGACCGUUUCACUUGACAAAGUAGGCGCAACCGAGUCUCCAAAAGACACCAUGAAAGAAGAUGCCAACGAGGAGGGAGCAAGUAAUGUGGAAGCGUCCCCAAAGGAGAACAGGCGAGCGGAAAUCAACGUUUUGGAAGGGGAAAACCCAACUGACCUCGAUGAUGCCCUUAACUUUAUCAGCCUCAUUGCCAAGAGAGCUGCUGAGCAGCUGGAAGAGGAAGAGGCGGAGGACAUGAUGUCAAGUGACGAUGACGCUCUUAACUUCAUUAGGCUGGUUGCCAAGAGAGCCGCUGAAGAGGAGGAGGCAGCUGAAGGAGGGAAGUCAGUCGACGAGGAUUCCUUUUCGUUUACCGACCUGCCCAAAAUCUUGGGGCCCCUGCUGAAAGCGUUUUCUAGCGCGCCAGAAAAGUCCGAGGCUCCCUCACCGGAUGACUUCUUUUCUUGGUUUCCUGACCUGAAGAAACUUCUGGAGGAUCCCAAGCCGGCUGACAGGAGAUCUUAUCUGCCUACUUCUCCCCAGCCAUCCCUACAAAUAUUCCCCGCCUCUCCCCAGCCCAUUGGAUCUGAAGACCUUUCUUCCCCAUCUCUGCCAGAAGUGUCAGCCUCUGCUGCCCAACCAACCAUACCUGAACCUCCUCAGACAAGACAGCCUUCUCUCCCAGAUGUCCCAGACUCAGAAGAGAGAUUUGAUUAAGCAGGCACAGCCAAGCAGUCCUCACCUUUCUGGAGAAUGAGGAAAAACGAAAAGGGAAGGCUGGUAGGGAGUCUCAUUCCCCCAAACCUCCUAUUUCUCCUUGAGAUCACCUCUAUUUCUUAUUAUUAACAAGGUAUAAAAAGUAAGCACAAUAUAUGCUUUUAAAAACACCCUGUUUUUCAUUUGGCAAUUUAAUGCUGCAGCUAUUCAAUUUGGUUUGCAUUCGAAUUGGAGCCUGCCUCAUUCUCACAUCCCAAAUCUGCGCGUGAACAGAAAUGCUGCCUUAUCUUAGUGGGCAGACUUAUCUAUCCCUAACUGUACUUGGGCAUGGUGAAUCAACUCUGCUUUGUUUCCUUAAGUACAGCCCAGCCUCCAGAUUUCCCCCCAUCUUCAUUAAGCUAGGAACCUGCUGCAGGCUUGUAUAAAGAGCACUGCCCAAGAGCUGUAUAUCACCUUGCUUAAUAAACCUGUUUGGUUACUA
Molecule: messenger RNA, 2764 nt
Organism: Zootoca vivipara (common lizard)
Lineage: Eukaryota; Metazoa; Chordata; Lepidosauria; Squamata; Lacertidae
Source: RefSeq, a predicted model, not a curated record